Messenger RNA from Lactuca saligna, 1384 nucleotides. The record is from the annotation of a GenBank genome assembly. Lineage: Eukaryota; Viridiplantae; Streptophyta; Magnoliopsida; Asterales; Asteraceae.
AUGGAUUUUGCCCAACUCCACGAGUUCAUUCGUUGGAACAAACAAGAAAAACCCUACCUGAAUCACCAAUUUCUUAUCGAGAUGGUUCCGUGGGGCGGAGUCACUUGUUGUUUGAGUGCCGCCGCUCUCUAUCUUCUUGGACGAAGUAGCGGAAAGGAUGCAGAGGUUCUCAAAUCGGUAACUCGAGUUAAUCAACUGAAAGAUUUGGCACAAUUACUGGAUGCUGCAAACAAAGUGUUGCCUUUUGUCGUGACAAUAUCUGGUAGAGUUGGUUCAGAUACUCCUAUCAACUGCGAGUAUAGUGGUUUGAGAGGAGUAAUUGUGGAGGAAACAGCAGAGCAACACUUUUUGAAACAUAAUGAUGCUGGUUCAUGGAUUCAAGACUCUGCUCUUAUGCUAUCUAUGUGUAAAGAGGUUCCCUGGUUCUUAGAUGAUGGAAGUGCUCAUGUAUAUGUUGUUGGAGCUCGUGGUGCUGCUGGUUUGGUGUUAACUGUUGGAAGUGAAGUAUUUGAGGAGUCAGGAAGAUCACUUGUUCGUGGAACAUUAGAUUAUCUACAAGGUCUGAAGAUGCUUGGAGUCAAGAGAAUUGAACGUGUUCUUCCAACAGGCACUCCAUUAACUGUUGUUGGUGAGGCUAUUAAAGAUGACAUUGGAACAGUUCGGAUCCAACGACCCCUCAAAGGCCCAUUUUAUGUCUCUCACAAAACCAUCGAUCAACUCAUUGCAAAUCUUGGGAAAUGGGCCAGAUGGUACAAGUAUGCUUCAAUGAGUUUUGCUGCAUUUGGUUUUUAUCUGAUUGCUAAGCAUGCUUUUCAAUACAUAAUGGAAAGAAAACGUCAUUGGGAAUUGAAGAAAAGAGUUCGUGAUGCUGCAGCCAAAAGAGCAGCUCCAGAUAACGAAGGUUCAAAUGGUAAAGCAGAAAAUGGAUUAAGUGGCACCCGAAAGGAUGUGCAAAUGCCUGAUAUAUGUGUCAUAUGUCUUGAACAUGAGUACAAUUCUGUUUUUGUCCCGUGUGGUCAUAUGUGCUGUUGUGUGACAUGUUCUUCACACCUAACGAGCUGUCCGCUAUGUCGAUGUCGAAUUGGACAGGUGGUGAAGACCUUCCGUCAUUGAGAACUGCAUUUGUAUGCAUAUCAAUAACUGUGAUUUUAAACUCAAACUCAUAAUUUUGUCAUUGAGAACUCUAUGUAUCAUGUAUGUAUGUAUGCAUGUAUGAAUAAUUAUGAGUUCUUAGCAUUAGUUCUACAUUAGAAGUUACAUAUUCUCUGUUCUGCUCGGUUUAUUUUCAAUUUUCUUUACCCGAAGGUGUAAAUAUAUGUACUUCACCAUCUAGUUUACUGUAAUUUUCAACCAUUGGAGUGAAUCACAAGCCAUGUUUAUGACA